Molecule: messenger RNA, 1177 nt
Organism: Protopterus annectens (West African lungfish)
Lineage: Eukaryota; Metazoa; Chordata; Ceratodontiformes; Protopteridae
Product: small nuclear ribonucleoprotein Sm D2-like
Exons: 3
Coding region: 65-502 (145 amino acids)
Biological process (GO): RNA splicing; spliceosomal snRNP assembly
Cellular component (GO): U5 snRNP; catalytic step 2 spliceosome; U1 snRNP
Molecular function (GO): RNA binding
Source: RefSeq, a predicted model, not a curated record
AUACUUUCUAUCCAACAUCAAAAAAUAGUUCACUGUUGUACCGGAAACACUUCUUGAGACCCGGAUGCUGAUUUUUCUUUUCAGUGCGGGCGGCAACCAAGUCCAUUCGAUCAUCUUCAUCUGCCUGCUAUAUUUAAAAGUGGACAUGAGUUUACUAACGAAACCGAAGAGUGAAAUGAAUCCAGAUGAGCUGGAGAAGAGGGAAGAGGAGGAAUUUAAUACAGGUCCACUUUCUGUCCUGACACAGUCGGUCAAAAACAACACCCAGGUUUUAAUCAACUGUCGGAACAACAAGAAACUUCUUGCAAGAGUCAAGGCUUUUGACAGGCAUUGCAACAUGGUGUUGGAAAAUGUUAAGGAGAUGUGGACAGAAGUUCCAAAAAGUGGCAAAGGCAAGAAGAAAUCAAAACCAGUCAAUAAAGACCGCUAUAUCUCCAAGAUGUUCCUUCGAGGGGAUUCAGUCAUCAUCAUCCUAAGAAAUCCUCUUAUUACUGGGAAGUAAAUUACUGGAUGCAUCAGUUCUGACCAGAAAUUCCGAUCCUCUUUUAUGGAGCCGAAGUUUCCUGAACAACUUCCAGACUGUUUUUUUGCUGCCUUCACAACAUAGUUAUAGGAGUGUUUCAGGAAACUGCAAUGGAUUGACUGUGUCCCUCCUACUCCCCCUCUCAAAUGUGUGUUUUUUUUUUUGCUUGUAUCGCCCAGUAACACCUUAAGUGCAGGUGAGCUGUUUGUAAUCGGCAGUAGUUUGAUGCCUAAGCAAUUUAUGUGACAAACUCCUCUUCAUUGAAGUGUGCAGUGGGUUGUUGUUGCUAGUUGGAUUUACCACAUGUGUAUGUUAAUAUCAACUGAAGUUAGUUUGCUUAUAUGAAACUAUGUUACCAGAUGCUUCAUAACUAAACAGUGCUUGAAUGUAAAUUUGAAAAACUAGGAUAUGUAAAGUUUGUAGUUUUGGUGAUUAUCCAUUGUAGUGCUAGUUCUCUGGUAAUUAAAUUCAGUCAUGCGACUUUAACCCUUAUUACUUCAUACUUUGUUGUGUUGAUUUGUUCAGGUUUUGUAAGUAACUACUAUAACCAUAUGUCUUGGAAGUGCUCCAGAAGGAAGCCUCUUGAUAAGAGUUGUCACUGUUUAAGGUUUUAUUGUUCUUGCCAUUUUUUAAAUAAAAUAUAAAAUAAGUACA